AAUGGAUAAUUUCUGACGUGUUUUGGAAACGUUUUAUUUUUAUUUCCCUGGAGUAACUUAAAAAUAUAUGUGAAACACACCACAGUGUAGAGUUGUAUUCCUCGAUAGUUACAAAGUAGGAAAACAGGUAACACUGGUAAGAUCUCAAAUGAUUCCGAAAAUAUAAUGGCAGCUGAAUCUAUCUUUAAACUAGCGAUACCGCUGUUUGCGUUAGUGGGAAUUUGGCCUCGUCGAUGCAUCACACUUGCAAACCAAGGUUAGAAUACAUUUCCUGGAUAUAUCGGUUGUUUUGCCAUAGAGUCUAAGCUUUGAAUAGCACACUCAGAUUAAGGGCCCUAAUUUUAUAACUACAGUCGGGGGACAUAAGUAUUCGUCACUUUCAAUAUAGCGGCGUUUGUUUACAUUUUACGCGCGCUAGUUUUAACACCGUUUGUUCGUUUGUGGCAAAUCUAACUUUAAAAUCACCUUAAUAUUUAGUGAGACGACCCUUCAUUUCAAUUACAUUAUUUAGGCGGUCAGGUAUUGACUGGUAAAGGUCUCUUAUAUAAUCCAAUUCGAUGUUCGGCCACACGCUCUGAAUUUCUCUGAUAUUUUCUAUUAUAUUUAAAUCUGGUGUGGUGUAGGAUAUUGCCGGGUAGCUAGCCUGCGUAGCUGGCGGUAUUGUGUAGUAGUCGAGUGAAAUUUGGCGGCGGAGCCGUUGUAAUAUAGUCGAAUGAGAUUUGACUGCGGAGCCGUCACGAGCGGCGAAGCCGUGAGAAAUACCAACCGCCUCGUCCCUUCUCCCUUUUUUUGUAACACGUCUCCGCCGCCAAAACUUUAAUCUCGCACCCACACAAUACCGCCAGCUAGGCAGGCUACCGAGUAGCUUACUAAUAUGACUGGUGAUUGAAUUAACUGAUUAGAGAAAAGAAAGGGGGUAUAUUCUUUGCAAGAGAGAAUUCUUUGUGAGCUUUUGUGGUGUUCAACUAUAGAUCUUCUUCGUCGCCACUCCUCAAAGUUCUUUGUUGCCUUUCACGGUUGCUGUUAUUUCUUUGACCACAACCACGUGCACAGCUUGCAAAAUUUUGUUAAAAGCAGAAAAUUAACCAUUUUCAGUUUCACGUUUACGUACGUUUCAGGUGACUGCAGAAAGCUGUCGUUUCCACCAUAUUUGUUCUUUGCCAACAAACGUCUGGUGAACUACGUAAUAAAAACCGAGCAAGUCCCUGAUAUGGAUACAUGUGAAAUGUUAUGUUUCAACGAGCACAACUGCGUCAGCUGCAAUUUUGAAAAUAACGUGAGGAGCGAUGAUGGAACACACCAAUGUGAACUGAACAAUUCAACUCAGCAAGAACUCGAAGAAGAUUUUCUGGACACAGUCGGUUUCUUCUACCAUGGAACAGACGUAAUUCCAAAUAAUUAUUCAAUUUAUAGUUCUCUUUUUUAGAUACUCAGUUUUCAUUCAUCGAGGAUAUAGCCUGCAAGCAAGAAGCUAUUUUCGCUUUUCUUUAGAGAAAAGAGAAACAAGCAACCUAACAGGGGCACCCAACGAGAAUAUAGUUCAAAACCACUAAAACAGCAUUAAUGGGCGUAUUUUAGUAUUUAAACGGUAGGUCUAGGCAUAUUUUAAUCUUCCAAAAAUUUUUCAUCUGUUCGGAUUUCCUAACUAAAAGUCUAAUGAUCCGAAAAUUAUAGCCAAUUUUAGCCAGGAAAAAGGCUCCCGAAAAUUCUAAGUGACCUUUUUAGGGUAAAAAUCCGUUAAAAAUGGCCAAUUAUACCAUUUUUUAUAUGUUCGAAAAUCCUAGGAGAGGUAGGCAAGCAAAAAAUUUUACAACAAAUGUUCCAAAAAUUCUAGAUCUCAAAUCGUCUUCCGAACAGAUAUUUUCCGGAAAUUGACGUUGGUGCCCCUGACCUAAGUUCAGUGGAAAUGAAAUUUGUGAGAUCUCAUUUACUGUUUGAAGUGGAAAUAAGCCGGGCAAGUUUGCAUAAAAUAAUGUAAAAAAAUGAUUGGUUAAUGUUACUAUCUUUGCAUUUUUAUCAAAAUGAUGAGUUUCUUUCCGUUGAAAACGGUUGUCCCUGAAAUAUUCUUUACGCAAAUGCGCCCGACACUAGCAUCAGUUUCAGUUUUCAAACACUUUCAAAAGAACUUUAAUUUUUAAUUAAACUUAAAAAGUUAAGUAAGUCUAAGCGUAUUGGAAAUACAUCUAACUUUAAACAGCGAAACAAACCUUAGGUUUUGCAAAUUUUUCUUGCAUCACUCUUUAAAUUUAAACCGGAGGAUGUAUCGGAGAAGGCUUGCGGACUGAUCCACCUCUUUUCAAUGCGAAGUGGGUGUGGGUGUUCCGAAAAUCAAGUAAAUAACUAGAGUAACAUACGUUGACCUGACAAUGACCGGUACCUCUUUUGAUAUGAUACGGAACAUACUGUAAAACAUGAAUGACUCUGUUAACUUCCGUGUUGAUUGUUUGUUUGUUUGUGUUUUUUUACAGAGCGCUUGUGAUAGCAGCCAUUGUCUCAACGGUGCAACUUGCCAGUCUGGAUUCACAAACAAACGAUAUCGCUGUCUGUGCCCUACGGGAUGGACAGGUGAACAUUGCGAACAAGGUAAAGAAUGACCGGAUUCACUUUCCUUUUAUACCGUACUUUUCGCUGUUUCUCAACACAAGUUCUCAACUACCUUCCUUCUUUAUAAUCAAAGUACAAUCAAGGACAUCCCAAUGUUGUGUUUUUCGGCAGGUAAUCCAAAGCUAAUACAAAUGAACGAGUAUUUACGGUAUAAAAUAAGCGAUCAACUGACAUUUUCCAAUAUUUCGGAUGGUAAAGCUGUUCUUUAGGUGGAAAAAAGAUUAAGGAAGGCCUGACCUGAGCUGAGCGUCCGAAUUAUCAGAAAACCUCAAGUUUAAUUUAAUCUUGGUUCUUUUUUUAAAAAGCGGCAUGGUUUCUAUAACGUAGUUAUUUUCUUGAACGUUUUAACGUUAAUUAAGGCCAUGAAAAUGAAAAAAAGUGGCUUGAAUAAGACGCCAAUGUUUGUUUAUUCAUUUAUUUAUUUAUUAUGAUGGCUAACAAGAAGGGGAAAGAUAAGGCCAUAUGGACAAUCCGUAUGGAAGUUAGUGACCCCAUAUCAAAAACAGAUAAUAGGUCAAUCGAACUAACACUUUUAUAUACAAACAUACUUAAAGAAUACAAUAUCAGAGAAAUUGUUUAAUGUACGGAAAUAUAUACACUCAAAAAAUAAUAGUAAUGGUACUAUUUGAGGUGAGGGUUCUACUAAGACGGGAUGAAACUAGCAAGUUAACAGCUUCUAAACACUUGCCUUAAAUAUAUUUGCAUAAUUUAGUGGGGCUAAAAAUGUCUGUUUAUAGCAAGGUAAAGGAAGUUACGUUUAAGAACAUUGGCUCUUUUAUCAUUUGUUAAUGGUAUAAUAUAUUUGCUUUUUGUUUUGCUUUUUGUUGUUUGUUUUUUGCCGUAUUGCACUUUCUUCGCUCAUCAUUACUCAAAACCCCACCACAAUAAAACCCCGCGUAUAAGAACCUGGGUUUUAAGAACCUUUUAGGCUAAAAUUUUCAUUUUAAGCCCCCUUCACAUAAGAACCAAUUAAGGCUAAAAUUUAAAGUUAGGUUCUUAUCAGUGGAGUUGCUGUAAAAGUGUAUCAACUUUGAAAUGGCAUUUCAGAGAACUGACUAUGAGUUUGUUUGUUAUGUUUUGUUAAGGACAUACCUGCACUGUACUGCCUUUAGGCAUUACUGUAUAGUAUAAAUGAUUUAUAUUGUAUUAUGAGAUGACAUUUAUAAUAUACUUAAAUGAAAUUCAUAUGAAAAUAUAAGAACCUAUUUUAAGAACCUUGGUAGUCUAAAUUUCUUUUAAGUACCAUUUAUAUAAGAACCUGUUAAGGCUAAAUUAUAAAAUCCCGGUUCUUAUACGCGGUGUUUUACUGUACUCUACAAAACUUCUCGCCUCAGCGUACCCUACGUCGUUUUUUGUCUAGUCCGACAAAGUUUUCCAACCUUUAGGACUUGAAUACCUACAAAGACCUCGUUCCCAGAUCCUCUCUCCUUCCCUUCACCUGGAGAAUCUCGAAGAGACCGCUGUGGCAAGGUCUGCCGGGUAAGGUGGACGGAGUCCCGACUAUACGCCAGUUAUGCUGCUCGGAAAUUACGUUCAAGGUGCAGCACACUUCUUUGGGCUUACUUUAUUUUCAUUUCCAUUACAGACAUCAAUGAAUGUGACGGUGGAGUCCAUGAUUGCCUUCGUAGUCUGGCUUCCUGUAAAAACACAUUGGGUUCGUUUAAUUGCUCUUGUAACCAUGGAUACAUAGGAGAUGGAAAAACGUACUGUACAGAGGCACCAGGUAAAAUUAUUGACAAUUUUACACUAUGCGCGUUUUGUUUUACUGAGGUUGCAAUUGGCUUUGUUUUCCUAUAACAAAGAGAUUUCAUUUUUUUUCUUAAAUAAGCAUCUCAGCAGUCCGGAAUUGUUAGUUGUUACUCGUUAUAAAUCUCACGCAUGCGGCAGUACCGACUAUUUUACUGUUUCAAAACUUUUGUUUACUGACUUCGUUUUCGUGGUCUAGUCUAUCUAUACAGUAAUUGCUAGAAUUAGUAGUUAUUCAUCUCUUCGAGUAGCAGAGUUUGCACUAAUUCAAAGAGGGCGCUUAUUUGAAUGGGCUGCUUCUUUCAAUUUUAAAACUUUGGCCUUAAAAAUAACGUUAUCUUUAUUUCAAGUAAACACAAACUGUAACCUCUACUAAUUAUGCUGUAACAGACACCGAAACCUAGAAACAUGUCUGUAAGAAGAAACACAAAUCUGCGUGUGGCUUCUAAGUUCACUGAUCUGGAAUAAAAAAUCUUUCUAGUAUACAAGUUUCUCUUCCUAGAACAGACAUAUUCAUUGAGUGGACGAUUAUUUGAAGGGAGCAACUUUUAGCCUCGGGCGUUUUCGUGUUGCAUGCGGAGACAAGUUAUUGGAAGUUGUGCUUGAAUAUAUUGCAGACGAUAUACCGUAAAAUUCCGAAAAUAAGCCCCGGGGCCUAUAUUUUUCAAAGGCCCUUUUAAUGGAGGGGCUUAUAUACAGAGGGAAAUUUCGGUUUCAAAAUCUGCUAAGCUUAUACUGGGCCGAAAUGUGCGUCUCAAAAUCUCAGUAUUGGGCUAGCUUAUAGUUAGAAGGAAAUUUAUAUCGGUAAUUUGCAGCAAGUUUUUACUGAAACUCACCUUGAGGACGUAACUCAAUAGGUCCAAAGUACUUUGCCAAUUUUCAGAAUUUAAGGGAUGUAUGUUAUAAUCUAAGGGGUAAGGGAAGUAACUUGGUACAUCCUAAUUUUACUGCUGAGUGGAUGCAUAAAUAUAGGAUAUUACAUGGCCGCGCGGGGAUACGAAUUUAUCUUCGAGUGAGAGAUACUUUAAGCACGAGUAGAUAAAAUUCGUAUCCCCAAGCGGCUAUGUAAUCUUCUGUUUAUUUUAUAGAUACUGAUGAAAUUCCUACAUAAAACACAACUUUUUUUUAUUCAUUUUCGAAACAGCAAAAUAGUGCAAUUAAAGUGGUCACCUAUCGCAAAAUGGUUGUCACAAAAAUGUUAUGAAACUCGGAUAUAAAGUUAUAAAGGAGAAAUAAAGACAAUAAUACUUGUAUUUUCUGUUCCAAAAAGUCAAAAUUCUAAUGAAGACAAGAAAAAUUCUAUAACAGCAAAAGCGUAUGUUAGUAACCAUGGCGACACCAAUAUCCUCACACAUGAAAGAUAAAAAUAGUAUCUUCACUGCGCGCGAUGAAGAUAUGAUUUUUUUCGUAAAAGGAAAAAUCCUGGUAUUUCAUCAGUAUCUAUAUAAUAAAUCCUUUUCAUUUGCAGCUAUCAAGCUGUGGAAUAAACUACCGCUAUACAUUAGAAAUUCUGAUAAUCUUAAUGUGUUUAAAAAAGCUCUUCAAAAGUUCAAUUUAGAAUCUUGAUACUAGUUUUUGCCUUGAAUAUGUUAAUAUAUGUUCAUUGCUAUCAUAGCUUAGCUCUUUUUUAAAUCAUAGAUUUUUAUAUAAUGACAUUUAUCAGGCGCGGAUCUCGGGAUAAAUACUGACCGUUUUCCUAAACGAGCGCCGAAGGCGUUAGCUUCUAGUGGGGUCUAGAGGCAUGCACCCCCGUGAAAUUUUUUGGAUUUUUCUCCCUUAAGUCACCUUUCCUGGGUUUCUGAGUCAUUCAGUCAGGAUAUUGGCCAGAUUUUAACUUGUAAAGUUUUUUUCUAUGAAAAAUUUAUUUAGUUAUGAAAACUCUGACCGAUUUUUGUAAAACGGUGGAAACCGGUGUGGAUCCGCGCCUGUCUUUUUGUAUAAUGGAUGUUAGUUCUUACGUAGUUAAAGUCUUUUUUCGUUCUACUUAGGUUUUGGUAAUCUUUUUUCUACAAGUGCACGUUCGAAAGAGUUUUUGUUAACUCCCAGGUGUUUACGUGUAUAAAUAAACUACUUACUUACUUACUUACUUAGAUCUCAGUAAAAUUCAGCUAUGGAAGUGUUUUGUCCAUAUGAUCCGAGGAAAUCCAAGCCAAUUCUGAAGAGUAAACUACGCAAACAGCAAUAUACUGUGACACUUUUUGACUGCAAUCAUUUGGCAGAAGUAAUAGUUCGGGCAAAUGCAAAAAAAUUAGUGUUCCUGUGCAGUUUUUGCUUUGUUUUAAUUUAUUUUGAAUUUGAGGGCAAUUUCCGAGUACAAGCCCCCGGGGGCUUGUAUUUAGAGGGGUAAUUUAUGGGAGGGUUUUUUACGUUACGAAUUUGGGGGGCUUGUAUUUGGAGGGGCUUAUAUAUGGAGGGGCUUAUUUUCGGAAUAUUACGGUAACACUACGAUAUAGCAAACAUAUUUUGCCAUUCCACUAGCUAAAUGGCGCAAAAAAAGCACCUGACUCAGAAUGAAUCAAUGAAAUUCUUUCAAACAUUUUUUUCCUAACCAUUGUUUAUUGUAACUAUCUUAAACAUGGCUUGUUCUUUUCAGAAUGUUAUAACUUCACAUCUCUGACCGAUGCUGACAGGAAAUCAUCGUUUCGUCUGGUUGAACCCGUUAAACAUGACACUAAUCUCGGUCCAGGAUGGUUUCGUUUCCAAGGCGACGCAGGUAGUAUGAUGACUACUUCAUGUCCGCCUAAAGAGAAGUGUAACACCGCUGCACCCGGCUGGUUAAAUGGUACGCAUCCUGAAGUAACUGAUGGUAUUGUCACAAGACAAGUCUGUUUUAGUUACGAUGCAGGAUGUUGUGAGUGGCAAACCCAAAUCCAAGUGAGGAAUUGUAAUGAAUACAUUGUAUACUAUCUUCACAGUACACCAUUUCAUGGAGGUUCUCUCCGCUACUGCGGCACUGACUAAAGUGAAGGAGAUCUACAAACACCUGAUCUGACUUUUCAUGUGGUUCAUAUAUCGACCGAACAGCCACUAAGGUGGUUAUUAAUCGUAGUCAUUAGGUCAUAGCUUGCGUAAGUCUCUUCUGUUCUCUCGCUAGUAGGCGCUGGCCACUGAUCUGUCGAUUAUGGACUUAUCGAUGGCUUUUAUUCUGUGGGUGUGCACUAAACACGCCCCAUUGUAACCUUCCCGUGGGACUGAGGCUAGACACCGUAAAAGAAUGGACGUUUGGGGGCGGCGGUGAGGAAGGGUCUGGUUGGGUUCGGAAAAUGUAACUAAUAAGUAACAAACUAGAUACUG
Porites lobata is the source of this 7644-nucleotide messenger RNA. The record is from the annotation of a GenBank genome assembly. NCBI's taxonomy places the organism in Eukaryota, Metazoa, Cnidaria, Anthozoa, Scleractinia, Poritidae.